AUGGGGUGGACUUGGAAUCAGACCCAGUCACGCCCCAAGAUCUGCCGCCCAUAUGUGGUUUGCACGUCCUGCGGCGCCUGGCAGUACACUUCCAAGGCCAAGAAGAAAGUCUGGUGCAAGUGCGGAGAACCCUUCCACAUUCCCGACGCUGGCGACAAAAGCACCCAGGCCAGUCAGGUGAGCGAGAAGGGCGCGCCGCAGCAGGACCAGGAUAUGAAGUCCAUCCUCACAGCGAUCCUUGGGGUGCUCAGUGACGCCCAGAAGCAAGAGCUCGGGCCCGCAGCCCAGUCAGCAGCAGCGUUCGUCACGGAGAAGAAGCCCGCCCCCGCCGUGGCCGCGGUGGCAGCGCUCCAGCGAGUGCGGCAGCACGAGAAGAAAGUCACAGAGCUUGGUAUCCACGUGCAGGAGUUAGAGACCCAGCUCCAGGCCGCCAAGGACGACCGUGCCAAGGUAACCAUGGAGUUACAGGAGGCGCGGCAGCAGUUCGAGGCGGUCAGCCAGCAGGCCACAGCCCAGUGGGGCACCGCCACCGCGGCCGAGGACGCCAUGGAGGAGGACCAGGAGGCGAAGCCCAAGGAGGCCCCCGCGGCCGAGCAGCCCAAGGCCAGCGUCCCCGAGCUGCCGCCAGGGCUGCGUGCCGCCGUCAGCGGCCUGCAGGGGGAGGACGCCGAGCAGGCCCAGGCUUUCGUGCAGCAGCUCGAGGCGGCGACCAAGGCGGGGAAGGCUCCACCGCCGAAGCGGCCACCGCCCAAGCGCCAGGGCGCCGCUGGCGGUCUCGUCAUCAGCCAGUCGGAUGACAUCUUUAGCCUCAGCGACAGCAGUGAGAGUGACCUUGUCAAUUUUGACCCGUCCGUUGCCAGUGUCAGUGCCAUGGGAGAUGCAGGGAAGGAGCUCAUGGAGGGGGGCCUCUGGGUGAAGACCAUAGGUGGGGUCCCCAUCGAGCCGAAGGUAGACUCCACCUGCAACGGGCGGGUGAUUGACUUUUACGUGGUGUUUGAGAAGCUAGGUGCGGCCCCGUGGCCGUGGGACGAGCUCCAGGUCUUGGCACUCCAGAAGUUCCCCAAGGCUCCAGAGGUCCUUCAUCCUGUCGCACCAGAGCAUGUCGACGAGACCCUCACUCAUAGGCUCCAGAGGCUUAUCGAGGCUACCGUCGUCAACCUAAAUUGGGACUCUAACCUCGCGGAUGACCAGCAGUGGGCGCUCUGGCACAGCCUGAAGGAGAGGUCCAGCGAGCCUUUCCCUUUGCACGACCUGCUAGAGCAGCAAGUGCAGUUUUACGAGACCCGCGCGCUGAAGCAGGCCCAGGACGGUUUUGCGGACUGGUUGGAGACCAGCAUCAAGCGAGGGGGUGGAGCCGCCCACGCCUUCACCAGAGAGAUGGAAGUAGAGGUCAACCCCGAAGAGGCAGACAACCUGGUCCUGGAAGAAGAGGCCCUGGACCCCGCCAUCUUUCAUCGCAUCAAUCUUCUCGAGAUGUGGUUCGAGCUGGUGGAGAGCCAGCCGCGCCUCAGGAAUGGGAUUGAGCUCGCCUGGCCCAAGGUGGUCACCAAGCUCCAGCGGCCCAGGCGGUGGAACAAUGUUGUCAGCCAUCUCAGCGCGGUGGAUGGAGUCGACAUCAAGAGCUCAUGGUGGCAGAUCGAGCGGAUGUAUCGCGACGGGCAGAAGAACCUCGCGAAGGCGCUCAAGGCAGUCGGCGCCUGUUCAGCCUGGAGCCCCAGGAGACGUUUCGAGGCGGGCCUGGCAGAUGACUCGGUGUGCCCGUUGUGUGGAUACCAUCACUGCGAUGACUAUCACAAGUUCUGGGGGUGUCCGCUCCUGUUCCAGGCCGACCACCCCCUCAUUCCGGCAACAGAGGACCUGGUGGACACCGCUCAAGGGGACGACCAGCCAGCAUGUCUGUGGCUCCGAGGGCUCAUUCCAGCAGCUCGCACGGGCCAGGUUCAGUUUCUGAAAGUAAAGAGUCAUGCCGCGGACCCUGAGGUCCGCGCCCGUUUUCCAGCUUGGGCCCUGUAUGUGAAUGAACAGGCCGACGAAUUCGCUGGACAGGCUGCCGCCUCUGCCGCCGUGCCCCAGGACCUGGUCGACAGAGUGCUGGCUUUAGACACACUCGCAGAACAGGUCCGAGGGCGAUUGGCGGCCGUCCAGAUGAUGUGGUGGACCCACUACCCAGUGGAGGAAGCUCCCGCCGAGACUAAGAGGGCUCAGCGCAAGGAGCGGAGUGACAAUGCCUUCCAGCACCUGCUAGAGGUGACAGCCCACUGGCCCCAGGUCCGUGGCGACCAAGUUUCAUGCUCCAGGUGUGGCAGGCAGACCCACAGGAGGUGCUGCGCCCGCUGGCUCAGGCCCGCGGCGGGAGCGAAGGAGCCCACCAGAGCCGCCCUCCCCGCCGCUGGAGCCGCGGCGCCCCGCGCGGGCCGCCGACCUGGCGGGCUGGCGGGCAACCUGCUGCGCAGGGCGAUGCGCGACGCGGAGAAGUCCGUGGUCGACACGACCGGGGAGGAGGAGAAGCCCGCCGCGCCGCGCCCCAGCGAGGACGCGCUCGAGUGGCAGCCCUCGGACCGGCCCGGCCCCGCCGAGCGGCUGCGGCGCCCGCCGGCGAAGCUGCUGCCCCGCAAGUCCGUCUCGCCCGCGUCGCCAGCCCGGAGCAGAAGCGUCCCAGCCCGGGCAUCCAAGCAGAAGCUGAUGACGCCGCCGCAGCCUCCUAGGAGGUGGGGCUCUCCAGAUCGAUCCAGCGGAUCCUCUGACUCCGCGCCAGACGAGGUCGCGCCAGCCCCGCACCGGACCGCUGUGCACGAGCAGGUGACGCCCGUCCGGCGCGCCCACACCGCGGUGGCCGCGGUCGCCGCGGCGGCGGCGUCCGUGUCCCGGGGGCUGGCCGCACCGCCGCCCCCGCGGGCCGCAGGCCCGCGACUCAGUCGGGGGCGAAGCAGGUCUCCGGGUGCCGUGUGGGCCAUCUCCCCGGACUCUCCGGACGAGCCCCGGGCCGAAGUCUCGGGCUCCAUCUCCAGGUGGCACUUCCAGGUGGCCGUGGACCUCGUCGUUGUUUGUGUUCGCCCUGGCCAGAUGCCGAGCACCGCCCGCAACCUCGCAGCCCUGAGGUCGGCCCCUGGUGCUGCCGGAGGGGGCUCCGGGUGCUUCAGUCGGCCGGCCGUGGGCUCCACGGAGCACCUGGACAGCUCCGAGGUCCGCGUCCUGCGGGAGGGCGAGAUCGUGGAGAGCGUGGGGCCACCCUUCACCUUGCCAAACGGUGUCGUCCGGCUGGAGAUCGCCCACCCGUCCAGCGCCGCGUACCCGAACCCGAUCGGCUGGGUGACCCAGGACUCGGGGCCCGCUGGCGCCGGACGCUGUCUCGAGCCUGGCCCGCAGCCCGUCCAGGCGACCAUGCGCGCUGGCCGGCCGCCACACGGCGGCGGCUGGAGGCCGCGGCCCGCGUUCAGGCCCCCCAGGCCUCGCGGCGCCACCUUCACGAACAUCACGUGGAGGCCGUCCAUGUAG
Messenger RNA from Prorocentrum cordatum, 3495 nucleotides. NCBI's taxonomy places the organism in Eukaryota, Dinophyceae, Prorocentrales, Prorocentraceae. The record is from the annotation of a GenBank genome assembly.